This is a messenger RNA of Gloeophyllum trabeum ATCC 11539, 1479 nucleotides long. RefSeq lists its product as uncharacterized. The transcript has 2 exons. The annotation marks the transcript as partial. Gene Ontology annotation, cellular component: membrane. The record is from RefSeq and is a predicted model, not a curated record. Gene Ontology annotation, molecular function: ATP binding; ABC-type oligopeptide transporter activity. Lineage: Eukaryota; Fungi; Basidiomycota; Agaricomycetes; Gloeophyllales; Gloeophyllaceae. Gene Ontology annotation, biological process: transmembrane transport.
GCUGUCGACACCGCUGCAGCAGCGGAGAAGACGAACGCGAACGCCCCCAUCCUUGUACAAUCACCUGAAUCGACUACGAACCUCAAUGUCGCGUCUACGCUCACUCUCGAUGCCCAUGCUGCCCAGGAAACCCCAGCCUACUCUCAACCCAAUCCUUCCAUUCGCCUUCUUUUCUCUCUCCUCACCCGACGCGACGUCCUCCUCCUAGUGCUUCCUGCUAUCCUCCUUUCCAUCGUCACCGGCGGUAUCGCCCCCUUCAUGACCAUUGUCAUCGGACAAAACUUCGACGCUUUCGCUGCCUACCCUCAAACCCCAAACCCCCCCGAAUCUGCAAAGCACCAGCUGCUCCGGGCCGUCGGCCUUGCUGCGAUCGAGCUCAUCGGUCUGGCUGCGGGAGCGCUCGCUCUCAGCAGCAUCACAUCCAGUCUUUGGAUAUGGGCUGGCGAGAAGAAUGCGAUGACGCUGCGCAAGCAGGUUUUCGAAGCCGUCACGAGGAAAGAGAUGGUCUGGUUCGACACCAAGAUGGGUGCCGAAGGCUCUGUCCAGGCUGGCGAAGAAGGGCAGGGCCCAGUGGGCGCUGGUGGUCUCAUGGCUCAGUUCGCCAAGGAGACCGACGAAGUCCGGAUGGCGUCCUCGCUCGCCUCGGGCAUGUUUAUCCAACACCUAACCACGACUAUCACCGCCCUCGUCCUAGCUUUUACCCGCUCGUGGGCGCUGACCCUGGUCAUCCUUUCUGUCGUGCCCGUACUCGUCCUCAUCCAGGGCGUUGUUACCGGUCUCGUGAACCCGAGCCUCAACGAGGAGCGCCGACAGACGACCGUCGCGGCGACACUCGUUGACCGCGCUGUGGCGGCCAUCGCCACCGUCAAGGCAUUCAACGCUCAGCCAUUCGAGUUACAGACCAUCGGCGCCGUGCUCGACCGCAUGCGCGCGGCGGCCAAGCGGUGCAACACCCUCUGGGCGGUCAGCUCAGGGUUGUCGCAGUUCACUAUGAUGGCGAUGUUCGUCCAGGGCUUCUGGUUCGGCGCGAAGCUCGUGCGCGACGGGUCUGCAAGCGCGGGCGACGUCAUGACCGUCUUCUGGGCGUGCCUGAUCUCGACAAGCAACCUGCAGAUGUGCCUGCCGCAGCUUGUCGUGCUGACCAAGGGCAAGGUCGCGAUGGCGUCGUUGAUGCGGCUGGUCGAGGAGCCUGUUGAAGCCCCUGUCACCCUCAAAUCCGCGUCGACGCUGUACACGCCUCUCUCCCCGUACAAGCACGCCAGCCCGAGGAAGCGCCAGACCGACCUGCGGCGGAUCAAGCCAGCCCGGUGCUACGGCGAGUUUGCGCUGCACGAUGUUACGUUUGCGUACCCCUCCCGGCCCACGAUGCCCGUGCUGUCGGAUGUCUCGCUGUAUCUGCCUGCGCACGAGACGACGUUUAUCGUCGGCGGAUCCGGCUCUGGCAAGUCAACCGUCGCGCAGCUCUUGCUGCGGAUGUAC